Molecule: messenger RNA, 3543 nt
Organism: Phytophthora nicotianae INRA-310
Lineage: Eukaryota; Oomycota; Peronosporomycetes; Peronosporales; Peronosporaceae
Exons: 9
Coding region: 1-3543 (1180 amino acids)
Cellular component (GO): plasma membrane
Molecular function (GO): calcium-activated cation channel activity
Source: RefSeq, a predicted model, not a curated record
AUGGAGGAAGGCGAACUCAAGGAUGGCAAGAAGACACUGUUUAUGAUGUCACCUCGUCUGGAUGCGCAACUCGGUGGCUACCCACCGGAUUGUGGCACCAAAGAGCUCAAGUAUUUGUCGUAUGCAAAAGUUCUUCGUGAUCGUGGCAUGACACACCCAAUGCGAUACUCAAGUACUCGAGUGGAUGCACUGGGUUUUCCCUUGCCAGAGCGAUAUCCGCUUUGCUCCACAAACUUUGGCGCCCAUUCCUUUCACCACCUACCCACAGACUCGGUUGUUUUGAGUCAAUAUGGUCUUGGGAUCGCUCUUUACUUCAAGUAUCUUAAGGUCAUAACGUGGCUAUUCCUCUUGCUCGUGGUGAUUAGUGCUCCAACACUUGCGGUUUAUAUCUUUGGUGGUGGCACUACGAUGGCAGAACUUACUGCUCUUGCGCGUCAGGAUCUUCCGUCUAUCUUGGGUAUCACAAGUAUUGGCCAUCUCAGCGAGGCCAGUAGUGUGUGUGACCAGGCUCUUGAAAACACUGAGCUGUCACUCACGUGUUCAGCAGGUGAAAUUGGUUUUGUUAAAGCGGUAUAUUCAACGUAUGAUUCCCAGGGAAGCUGUUCAUGCCCGGAACGCAACAAAGUCGCUGAGAGUUCUGGAAUAUGCCGUGGUUACGCUGAAGGAUCUACGUGUCCUGUGGAUGGUGCGGGGUGCUUUGUAGGUGUUCACCCAGUCUCACUUCGGCCGUGUUGUUCCUUUUCUAGGGAUGACGCAACGAAGACGCCAUUGUUUGACGAUAUGCGGAUUCAAGAGAGUGAAGAUUGUGGCUCUAGUAUGGCUCAGCAAAUAGUCGAAGGACUGUGUUUGGGAAAGAAGAGCUGCACAUUUAACGUCAGUGAGGCGAUCACUUACGCGUGGGAGCCUGAUGCUAACUACGGCACGAAUUGCUCAAAACCUCCGACUAUUGUCACAAUCGACAGCGUCGCAAACAUCACAAAGGAAGUGUGUGAAGUUGAACUGAAUGAUGAUAGUGAUUAUUCGAAAUGUGAUACCGACAAACCCCGUGCGCUGAUUGUAUACGGACGCUGCUUCACCGCGCGAAUCGAUUUGUCUGGUGCGUGGAACCUUAAAAUUAUCGGCUGGGACUCCUUGAGCCGGCGGGAGUUCUUGGGACUUGCGGUAGGAUGCGAUAUUGCGUGUAGCCUCGCAUUCUUCAUGAUUAUAAUUUGGUUGCGACGGAAAGAGAAAGAAGCGGUAGACCACAUCGACCAAAACCAGAUCAAGGCUCUGGACUACACUGUACAGAUUGUACAUCUACCGUACCAUGACGAUCUCAAUUUGCUACGUCAGGAGAUUCGCCUACAUCUAGAAGCUGCCUUGAGUAACGCCCCACCUUUCGCGGAGGAGCUUGAUCGUAUUCGUGUUGCCGACGUUCAGUUUGGCAAAAGCAAAUCACGUCAUCUACGUUUACUCAGUCGCCGCGGAGUGAUCGUGCGGCGCCUAGAAAUUGCCCAACAGCGUCAUGAAAAGCUGCAACUCUUGUAUGGACGACUAGAUGAACGUGUGUACACCAGACGAGAACAGCGGCACUUGCGCGCUAUAAACCAAUUAGAGACAGAGCUGCAUCGCUUUGACAUUAAGCUAGAGCAGUGGCACGCUCAUCAAAAGCGCUACAAUAUUUCUCAAGCAGUGACCGCUUUCGUGACAUUCGAAGAGGAAGAAGGUUUUCAUCGCUGCCUACAAGAGUACCCAGACCUCGGGUGGCUUCAUCGUCUCUUUCAGCCAUAUUACAAGCGACUUCAUGGCAAACGACUUCGAUUCCGCCCAGCUCCGGAUCCCACCGACAUCAUUUGGGAAAACCUGCACUACGCAUUCGUGGAGCGAGUAUUCCGACAAUUGGCCGUGGCAUUAAUCACGUUGUCAGUGUUGUUUGUGAGUUUCGUGCUCAUUUUUGUGGCGAAAGAGCAGAAAAGUAAACUUGAAAGGCAAUUUGGACGACCAACUAGUUGUCCGACUGAAGUUCUCAAGUCUGAUGUCGUCCAAGACGAGCUGAACAAGGUUACUGAGCUCGUACCAUACAAAGCUCUCGUCGAAUGCUACUGCAAAAAUUUUCUCGUUGAUCACUCUUUUCGAAGCAUGAUGUAUGAAAGUUUUUACAAUCCUGAAACAGGGGAGGAUGAGAUGUUAUGUCGUUCAUGGGCAACAACAUUUGUGACGACCCAGAUUUUGUCAAUUGCUUCGGUGCUGUUGGUUGUGGCAGUGAAUCUAAUACUGGCACGAAUUUUAAAUGCGCUAGUUGCCUUGGAGAAACAUCAUACCCAAUCUAGUCAGGUCGCGUCGCGAGUUACCAAAGUUUUCCUCGCUCAGUUUUGCAACACGGCACUGCUGAUGCUAGUCAUCAACGCAAAUACCAAUUAUUUCUCUUCAUCGCCAACGGUAUCAGAGACGACGAGUGCGGGAGGGUUUUCGCUUGGAAUACUGGAAAUUCUUAACGGAGAGUAUUCAGAUUUUUCAGCAGACUGGUAUAACGACGUCGGUGUGACACUCAUGCUCACCAUGAUUCUCAACUCGUUUAGUACACAUUUGUAUCUCCUGGCAAACUAUAUCAUGCUCAAGGCCCGGCGCUUUAUCGACCGAGGAUACUCUUUCGAUCAUUCUCUGACAAAACAAGACACGCAGCGUGAUCUCGAAGCGUUAUACCGUGGACCAAAGUUCGAUCUCGCUGCACGCUACGCUCAAUCGCUGACGUCCAUCUUCAUCACGUAUAUGUUCUCAGCGGGAAUGCCGCUGCUCCAUUUCAUCGGAUUCGGUGCAAUGUUCAUGACAUAUUGGGCCGACAAAUUCACUUUUCUCCGUGUUGCUCGGUCACCACCUGUCUACGACAGCAAGUUAGCCUCCGCUGCAGGGUCACUACUUCCUUACGCAGUGUUGAUGCAUUGCCUCAUCGCCAUGUGGAUGUUCUCCAACGACCGCGUCUUCGAGUCUGACAGCGACACAACAUUCCAGGAGGCGACCAUGAAUAACAAAUACAGUCCUGGUGAGGGUAUCCCUAUAUUCGACACCGAGCGAGGCCAGUUGAUAUCUCGAGUUACGCGUCCUCAAGUCGUGGUUCUGUUCGCAUUUUUCGUGACUGGCUACACCGUUGUGGUCAUGCGCUCCGUGCUCUUCGAGUACGUGCCAGCGCUGAUCCGCAGCGUCUUUCCCGGUCUAGCUCGGUUACUGGAGAAGCCCCGUGUUGCGAAGGGAAUCCCCAACUACUUCGACGCAAUUCCAACACCGUGCUUACAGGAAAAGUUAGCCGCUACUAGCGGCACGCAACAGCUUUUGCGACCAGAUUUACGAGCCAAGUACGAGCGUGCUCUGCUUAACCGCCUCGCACAAGAAGAACCCAUGCCAAAACUGCGCUCCAAGCGCUCAGCAUCCGACAUAGAACGCUUCAACCAGGCAAAUUGGAUCGUCGGCUGUCCUUCGUAUGCUAUCAGUGACAACAAGGAGUACGUCGCCAAGCUUGCCAUCGACUCGCAUCUCUCCGAACAAAUACCUCUUGACCAGAUCUUCUAG